AGUGCAGAUAGAAAGGUAGCAGUGAUAUAUACAAGAGAGAGAGAGAGAGAGAGAGAGAGAGAGAGAGAGAGAGAGAGAGAGAGAGAGAGAGAGAUGGAGGGUUUCCCAGUUAUCAACAUGGACAAGGUAGAGGGGAAUGACAGGGAAGCAGGAAUGGAGAUCCUACGUGAGGCUUGUGAGAACUGGGGCUUCUUUGAGAUAUUGAACCAUGGUAUCCCCCACGAGCUCAUGGAUAAGGUGGAAAGGCUGACUAAAGAGCACUACGAGAAAUGCAGGGAGCAGAGGUUCAGAGAGUUUGCUAGCAAAACACUGGAAGGUGCCAAAUCCGAUGCCAACGACGUGGACUGGGAGAGCACGUUCUACGUCCGCCAUCUCCCUGAGUCGAACAUCUCCGAGAUCCAUGAUCUUGACGAUCAAUACAGGAAGGCAAUGAGGGAGUUUGCCUUGGAACUGGAGAAACUGGCUGAAAGGUUGCUGGAUUUGCUGUGUGAGAACCUGGGGCUGGAGAAAGGUUACCUCAAGAAGGCCUUCCGUGGGUCCAAAGGACCAACCUUUGGCACCAAAGUAAGCAGCUACCCGCCCUGCCCUCGCCCUGACCUCAUCAAUGGUCUUCGGGCCCACACCGACGCUGGUGGCAUCAUCCUCCUGUUCCAAGAUGAUAAGGUGAGUGGCCUCCAGCUGCUCAAGGAUGGCCAGUGGGUGGACGUGCCCCCCAUGCGCCACUCCAUCGUCGUCAACAUCGGGGACCAGCUUGAGGUGAUCACCAAUGGCAGGUACAAGAGUGUUAUGCACAGGGUGGUGGCUCAGACAGAUGGGAACAGGAUGUCCAUCGCUUCGUUCUACAACCCGGGGAGUGACGCAGUCAUCUUCCCGGCCCCUGCUUUAGUAGAGAAGGAAGCUGAGAAGAAGAAGGAGGUCUAUCCCAGGUUUGUGUUCGAGGAUUACAUGAAGCUCUACGUUGGGCAGAAGUUCCAGGCCAAGGAGCCCAGGUUUGAAGCCUUCAAGGCUAUGGAAACAGCAAGCGCCCGGCCAAUUGCUACAUCAUGAGAGCUAGGAUGCUGUUGGAGAUGUCCACGUCGAGAAUUUACUAAUUUCUAUGUUCCGCAUGCUAUUUGUUGAAGGAGAGUAUGGUGACCAAAUUAAGGGAGGGGUUACGUAUGCAAGCAUAAGAUAAGUAAGCUAGUCUCCGUUGUUAGUCUGGGGUGGGUAGGAGUAUAAUAGCUAGAGUUGGCUGGGACUCGGAAAGUUCUUGUGUGUUUGUGGUUACGAGCUGUCAAGGACGAGUCAAAAUUUCUGUACAAUCGCUCAGAAUUUAGUAUAAAAGGUUGACUGUUAAAGUUAAGCCGA
Molecule: messenger RNA, 1347 nt
Organism: Phoenix dactylifera (date palm)
Lineage: Eukaryota; Viridiplantae; Streptophyta; Magnoliopsida; Arecales; Arecaceae
Product: 1-aminocyclopropane-1-carboxylate oxidase 1-like
Source: RefSeq, a predicted model, not a curated record